AUGGCCCCUUCAAGUUGUACAUCAAACGACCGUGUUGGCACUCAAGUUGCAUUCUUCAAUGGGCAACAGGUUUCAAUCCCAUCCUUGGAGUCCUUGACAAUGGUUGGACUUCCCAAUCUGGAAGAUAUAUGGACCGAUGAAUCUCCGUUGGGGCUGAGCAGUCUCCAAUUUCUUAAGGAAAUUUUUGACCUCGAUGGACUAGGCGCUGAUGCAAAUAUUGAGACUCUCUCUGAGCUAAACACCAUCUAUAUAAAGAGAUUACCAAGCUUGAGGUGCAUAUGGAACAAGAAUCCUUGUGGAAUUGUGAGGUUCCAUAAUUUAAAGCAAUUGAAGGUGUCUGACUGUAAGAGCCUCGGGUUUCUGUUUUUCCCAUCCAUGGUUCAAUCUCUCCUGCAAUUGAGAGAACUAGAGGUUGCGUUUCCUAGCUUGGAGACAUUACGCAUCUGGUGUAUGAAUAGUAUUGAUAUAAUAUGGGACAAUCAAGUUGCUAGGGAGUCUUUCCGCAAACUAAAGUCACUCAGCAUUUAUGGAUGCAACAAGCUAGUGAACAUUGUUCCUUCUUACAUUCUUGGACGGCUCAAGAGCUUGGAAAGUUUGGAGGUAGAAUCAUGUGGUUCGCUUGAAGUUGUUUUCAAACUGCAGCCAUUGAGUCCUCUAGAUGGACAUCCCAUUGCUUGUUUCCCGUUAAAAAAGUUGGAGUUAGAGGGAUUAUCAAAGCUAAAGCAUGUAUGGGACAAGGAACUUCACAGUCAAGUCCAAUUCCAGUGUCUCCGUUCCGUUACCGUUUCCGAAUGCGAGAGCCUCACCUCUCUGUUUCCAGCCUCAAUAGCUAGGGAUCUAACGCAACUUGAGGAGUUGAAGAUCGAUGAAUGUGGUGGCAUUGUGGAACUCAUCGAGAAGGACGGACUAGAUCCUAGGGAUGUGUUCCCUAAGUUAGCCUCCCUCGAGCUUAAGCGUCUACCAGAGUUGAAGUGCGUCUACACAGGGACACAUGCUUUACGUUGGCCAGCAUUGAAGAUCUUGAAGGUGGAUGGCUGUAACAAAGUGGAGAUACUUGCUUCGCAACCUGAGAAUGAGAUGCCACUUCAUGAACAACCUCUCUUCUUGAUAGAAAAGGGCGCAUUCUCAAAUCUACAAGAGUUAAAAUUGGAUUUAUAUGGAGGGAUGGAGAUAUGGCAUGGGCAUUCUCAUGAUGGAGAAUCCUUUUGCAAGGUUAGAGUUCUCGAGCUUCAUCAUUUCUCGAAGGAAUCUGCAAUAUCCACAUGUCGUCUUGUUCGGAGUUUAACCAACUUGCAAGAGCUGGUUGUACGCAAUUCUGAUAUAGAAGAGCUAAGCGACAUUGUGGAAGCCAAAGAAGGCCCAAGGCACGACCUAAAAGCAAUACCACCAUUUUCCAGAUUUUUUCAACAUCUCAAGACUCUAGAUGUGUCAUUUUGUGAUGGGUUAUCAAAGAUGUUCACACCAACAAUAGCUGGCAAUUUGGUGGAACUCACGAAAUUGAGGAUAAGUAAAUGCAAAAUGUUGACAGAAGUCAUUUGUGACGAUGGAGGUGAGGAGGGGCUUGUGGUGGUUUUCAAUCAAUUGAAGUAUAUGGAGCUUGAUGGGUUGAUGGGGUUGAGAUGUUUCAGCUCAAGUAAAUACGCUUUAAUGUUUCCACUCGUGGAAGAUGUCAUUGUGAGUGGAUGUCCCAGCAUGAAGUUCUUCUCCCGAGGGACCAAUAAAUACUCCAAAGUUGGAGAGAGCUACGAUUGCCGGAGUAAAGUUUAUGCAACCUGCCCGAGUUUCCCGAGCUAA
Messenger RNA from Rhodamnia argentea, 1794 nucleotides. RefSeq lists its product as uncharacterized. Bases 1 to 1794 code for a protein of 597 amino acids. The record is from RefSeq and is a predicted model, not a curated record. Lineage: Eukaryota; Viridiplantae; Streptophyta; Magnoliopsida; Myrtales; Myrtaceae. The transcript has 6 exons.